GGCUGCUUUGUUUUUGCGCAAGUAAUCCAAUCCAAUUCAUCCAAUGCUGGACCCCUCAACCUGUUGCUUAGGGUAAACGAAACGAGCUCAUACUAUUUUGCUUACCUGACCAAAUCUGCUCAGCACAUGAGUCCACCACAAAACCAAACGAACCCACCCAACUCAACUCACCGAGGGACAUUGAAUCAAGCUGUUACCCAUCGCAUAGAGAUCUAAUCUGUACGCUUGGAAAGAUAAGGAAUACACAAAACAACUAGCUCUUCGGUGUUUCCAGAGAGUCAAUUCGUUAUUCACUCAAAUACCUGGUCCUGUUUCUCUGCAAACACAAUGCUGGGCCCACCUGUAAAUCUGCCUAAAUGGCUAGAAGAAAAUUCCCAUCUCCUCAAGCCUCCCAUCAACAACUAUUGCGUAUACAAUGAUGAUUUUACAGUCAUGAUCGUGGGCGGCCCCAACGCCCGGACCGACUACCACAUCAACCAGACCCCUGAGUGGUUCUACCAGUACAAGGGCGCCAUGAUGCUCAAGGUGGUCGACGACGGCGUCUUCAGGGACAUCAUCAUCCGCGAGGGCGACAUGUUCCUCCUACCGGGCAACACGCCCCACAACCCCGUGAGGUUUGCUGACACCGUCGGUGUCGUGCUGGAGCAGCGUCGGCCCGAGGGCUCCAUCGACCGCAUGCGAUGGUACUGUCAGAACCCGGAUUGUACGCCCGGCCAGGUCGUACACGAGGCGUCCUUCCACUGCACAGAUCUCGGGACGCAGAUCAAGGCUGGGGUCGAGUCGUUCAAGACCGACGAGUCUCUGCGCAAGUGUGGCAAGUGCGGAGAGCUGGCCGACUGGUGCCCCAAGCCUGGUUCAAUCCUGGACCCGAACAAGGCGUGACUUUAUUGCUUGAAGGUUCAGUAUUGAAAUUUUGGCACCAAUCAGCCUAUUUACCAAUGUUUGUAGCAACCUUCUAGAGUCAUUGACCGCUGUAUAUCUUGUAUAUAGUGAGCAGUACGCAAAACCAGUUAUGUACAUGAGUUUUUUACAGGACAGA
Messenger RNA from Pyricularia oryzae 70-15, 1039 nucleotides. Its product is annotated as 3-hydroxyanthranilate 3,4-dioxygenase. Lineage: Eukaryota; Fungi; Ascomycota; Sordariomycetes; Magnaporthales; Pyriculariaceae. The record is from RefSeq and is a predicted model, not a curated record. Gene Ontology annotation, molecular function: 3-hydroxyanthranilate 3,4-dioxygenase activity; iron ion binding. Bases 328 to 882 code for a protein of 184 amino acids. Gene Ontology annotation, biological process: 'de novo' NAD+ biosynthetic process from L-tryptophan; quinolinate metabolic process. The transcript is spliced from 3 exons. Gene Ontology annotation, cellular component: cytoplasm.